Clonostachys rhizophaga is the source of this 477-nucleotide messenger RNA. Lineage: Eukaryota; Fungi; Ascomycota; Sordariomycetes; Hypocreales; Bionectriaceae. The record is from the annotation of a GenBank genome assembly.
AUGCGGCGCUCGGAUCUUGUCCUCGUGAACAGCGAGGGCGAAGUCGUGGACGGUGUACCCAACAGGCUACUCAACUGGGCUGCUUAUAUGGCCAUCACGCCGUCCACGCUGCGAGGCCGGACCAUCUACCGCGAUGUGGGUGUAUAUCGCCAGUCCAAGGGUGCUGUCCUCGAAGACGAGGAAGGACAGACUAUCGCGCGGGAUCUUGGCAACCGUAAGGCUUGCAUCCUACAAAAUCACGGCCUCCUGACCUGCGGAUCAACUGUGGAGGCUGCCAUCUUCUGGUUCGUGUCGCUUGAGAGACGCUGCCAGGCCCAGCUCAUGGCCGAGGCGGGGGCUAUGAAGCUGAUACCCAUCGGCGAGGAAGACGCAGAAUCCAUGUACAAGAGCAUUGGAUUGGGUGGUGUAGGAUGGUUCAGCGUCCAGCCCAUGUUUGAUGUGCUCUGUGAAAAAUUUGGAAACGCUUAUUUGAAAUAG